GAUGACAUCCGUUGUUUCACCAUUGUCGAACCGGGAAAAGAGUUUAUUUGGGAAUCAACGUUUGAAUGGCCAAGAGUUAUUUAUCAAAUUUUAAUCUAUAGUUCUGGAAAUCGAAUAACAUCAAUGCAUACAUUUAAAGUCGAGCUGUACAACGAUGAAAACCAUUUAGUUUUUACAAAAAAUAUUGAGAGUUUUUCGCUGCCAUAUAAGAUAAACAUUCUAAAAAGUGGAAGGGUGAUGAAACUAUUGAUCAUUGCGAGCGACGUGAUUUCAUUGUGUGAAUUACAAGUUUUUGGUGACUGCACGACACGAUAUUAUGGCCCAGACUGUGAUCAAGUAUGUUUAAUGACCUGCAAAAAUAAAGACUGCCAGUUCACCGGUGUUUGCAAGUUGUGUGUACCUGGUCACACAGGGUCGUAUUGUCUCGAUUUGCAUACGCCUUUAAGAAUUAAUAUCGAAUUAAGAAUGGAUUUUUCAUUACGCCGAAUGACAUUAACCACGCUUAUCUUACUCCUUGUAGGACCGUUGAUAGAGGUAGUGUCGGACUGUAAUAUCGGAUGGUUUGGUGGGAGAUGUCAGUAUAAAUGUCACUGUAAUGAAAACAAUUGCGACUAUCUAGGAGCCUGCCUUCAUGGUGUGCAGUGUUCGAUAGGUUGGUUUGGUCCGGCCUGUCAAUAUGUGGACUUACUAAUCGAGAGAGAAUCGAUCGAGCCAAAAGAGCAAAAUCUGACGGACGACAGUCGUGAGACGUGCGUUCGACAGCUAGACAGGAUUACUGUUUCAUGGACCAUGUCCUUUGAUUUCAAUUGGAUCAGGAUAGUACAAGAGCCGUGUGAUGCUGAUAAAUGUGUGGUCAACCAAAAGUUUAAAAACAGUGACGUCAUUGUCGACAUCGCUUCAAUUUUUAACGAUCAACCUGAGAAUAGAACACUGGAUGUAUAUUUCGACUUAACUAAUUUAUCAAAUCAAGUGGAGAUAACUUUUGAACCGAAGAGAUCUGUUUGUGCGAUUUACGUUAGCGGAGGUCGCAAUGUGGCUUUAAAACAACACACGAAUCAAACUGGUGUAUACGUUAACUUUUACUCCGACCUGGCGGUAGACGGAAACACUUCACAAUAUUUGGAAAAUCGAUCUUGUUCGCACACGGGUGAUUCAGCCGAAGAUCAAAUGAAUGCUAAAUGGAAUUUGCUUUUUGAGAGAAAAAUGAAUUUACAACGAAUUAAAAUUUGGAACAGAGUGACUUACGUGUCACGUCUGGUUGGAUUUGUAUUAGAAGCGCAAGACACAAAAGGUGGAUUAUUAAAAUAUAUCUACAGCGAUGCUCAAGAAGAAGGUCAGGACAUAUAUCACUGGAGUAUAAAGGGCGUUCUUGUUGAUCAUGUGCAGAUUUAUUUGCCAAGAGUUGAAGUAAUAACACUGUGUGAAGUUGAAAUAUUUGGAGAUAACAAGUGUGAACGCCAACAUUUCGGUCUAGAAUGCAACAGAACAUGUCAUUGUAGAAAUGUCACAGAUUCGUGUAUGCCAUCUACUGGGGCAUGUCAAUCAGGCUGUGCUGUGGGAUACAAAAGAGAUGACUGUGGCUCAAAAGUUCAGUGUCCCUCACCGCCUAUCAUAGAGAAUGGCAUCUGGAGUUCAUGCAGCUAUGAAUACGAAAGUACUUGUCGUAUGAUCUGUGAAACAGGCUAUAAAGCUCACGUAUUAUAUGUUACCAAAAAUGUCUCCAGGCCAUGGUUGUCAGUCGGGCUGGUAUGGUCCUGAUUGUGUAUACAGUAAGUAUUAGGCAUUGUUAUGUCAAAUUAA
Molecule: messenger RNA, 1800 nt
Organism: Physella acuta
Lineage: Eukaryota; Metazoa; Mollusca; Gastropoda; Physidae
Source: RefSeq, a predicted model, not a curated record